GCACAUUGCAGCCUUGCUGCAAAUUUGUGACUUUUUCUUUUUGCUUAAAAUAGAGCUCAGGUUGCUAGAAAUGACGGACACCGAAAUGGUGGAAGGAGUCCCGACGAAGAUCGUUAUGGUCGGUACAUCUAGCAUGACACUGCAUCAGAGGUUCUCGCGAAUGCCCAAGCCGAAGGUGGUGCCGAGCAAGCAAACAGCUGAGCGGCCGGCGUCACGCGGAAGUGCUAGAGGACGUUUGCGAGGUCCAACUCUUGCCUCAAGGCGUGCAGCCAUCAUGCGUACCCAGCCGGUAUUUGAGAUUCUGGAGCCAGUUGAAGAUGACUUAGUGGAAGAAUAUCUACCUCUCGGACAGCAAGUUCGACGUCUGCGCGCACCUGUUUUUUAUAGACGCCCCAUAGAAGAACGAGUGACUCUUCCGCCACCACCGCAAGUGGUUUAUGUCCCUGUACCUGUUCGUAGCAAUAGAAGGCACAAUGGCAGAGGCUUGCGCGGCCGUGGAGUCCAGCGAGGAAUUGGACAGAGAAAUAAUGUCCGCGGCAUUGUGAACAAUGCGAACUUCAAGAAUCGUUUUGGCGGCACUGCUGGACGUGGCGGCCGUGCUGGAGCGGGACGAGGAAUGAGACGUCCUCACUACACACCUCUGCCGAAGAAGACGGUUUCCCAGUUGGACCUGUUCAGGGAGACAUAUCUCAGAGUUUCCAAAUUCUUCUCAUUUUGUCUAACUCAUAUUGAAGUCUACAGUAGAAGAGUCACUUAG
Cylicocyclus nassatus is the source of this 757-nucleotide messenger RNA. The record is from the annotation of a GenBank genome assembly. NCBI's taxonomy places the organism in Eukaryota, Metazoa, Nematoda, Chromadorea, Rhabditida, Strongylidae.